AGACCUGCCAGGAGUCUGCCGCCACCCCCAAAGGAUGUGGAAGACGCUGUGGGGGCCCGAAGUGCCUGGGGAAAGAUGCCAGCCAGCAAAGUGCAAUAGCAGACAUGGUGGUCAGGCUGCCAUGUCCUCUGGAGGUGCCGGGAGAGAAGGGGAGUCUGGUCCACGCUGACUGGAGCCCUCCCUGGCUGGCUUUGAACUCACCUCCCACGGGAUAUUUCCGUAAAUGAGUGGCUUCUAGGGUCAGAGUGGCAUUUGGAGAGUGAGGCCAGAUUGGCUUAGGCUGGCCUGGGCAGGGAGUACCGCUUUCUGGGCUAGAGACAAGCCCCGGCCUGCAGUGGGAAGCUCGAGGCCCAGCCGCCUGGAGAAGCAGCCCAGGCCUGGGAGGACUGGCCGGGGAAGGUGCCCAGUCUUCCCGCUCCUCGGUGCCUGAGAGCUCUGCGCACUGAAGGGUGAGGAGUCCGGAGGAAGAGGCGGCAAGGAAGGCGGCCCGGAGGCACUAUGUUCCGCAAGAAAAAGAAGAAACGCCCUGAGAUCUCGGCCCCACAGAACUUCCAGCACCGCGUUCACACCUCCUUCGACCCCAAGGAAGGCAAGUUCGUGGGCCUGCCCCCGCAAUGGCAGAACAUUCUGGACACACUGAGGAGACCGAAGCCCGUGGUGGACCCUUCCCACAUCACGCGGGUGCAGCUGCAGCCCAUGAAGACAGUGGUGCGGGGCAGCUCCGUGCCCUCGGACGGCUACAUCUCCGGGCUUCUCAGCGAUAUCCAGAAGUUGUCGGUCAUCAGCUCCAACACCCUGCGUGGCCGCAGUCCUACCAGCCGGCGGCGGGCACAGUCCCUGGGGCUGCUGGGGGAUGAGCACUGGGCCACUGACCCGGACAUGUACCUGCAGAGCCCCCAGUCUGAGCACACUGACCCCCACGGCCUCUACCUCAGCUGCAACGGGGGCACACCAGCAGGCCGCAGGCAGACGCCGUGGCCCGAGCCGCAGAGCCCACGGGUCCUGCCCAAUGGGCUGGCCACCAAGGCACAGUCCCUGGGCCCCGCCGAGUUCCAGGGUGCCACACAGCGCUGCCUGCAGCUUGGCGCCUGUCUGCAGAGUUCCCCGCCUGGCACCUCACCCCCCACAGCCACCGGUAGGCGUGGGGCCAAGGCUGCCAGGCAUGGCUCGGAGGAGGCCCGGCCACAGUCCUGCCUGGUGGGCUCCGCUGCAGGCAGGCCGGGCGGGGAGGGCAGCCCCAGCCCUAAGACCCAGGAGAACAGCCUCAAGCGCAGGCUGUUCCGAAGCAUGUUCCUGUCCACUCCUGCCACGGCCCCUCCGAGCAGCAAGCCAGGCCCUCCACUGCAAAGCAAGCCCAGCUCCUCUUUCCGACCGCCACAGAAAGGCUCCCCCACAAGCCUGGUGGCCAAGGCCCAGUCCUUGCCUUCAGACCAGCCCGUGGGGAUCUUCAGCCCUCUGACCACCUCAGAUACCAGCAGCCCCCAGAAGUCCCUCCGCACAGCCCCAGCCACUGGGCCACCUCCAGGCCGGUCUUCCCCAGCGGGCUCCCCCCGCACCCGGCAUGCCCAGAUCAGCACCAGCAACCUGUACCUGCCCCAUGACCCCACGGUGGCCAAGGGUGCCCUGGCUGGCGAGGACACAGGUGUUGUGACCCACGAGCAGUUCAAGGCUGCGCUCAGGAUGGUGGUGGACCAGGGCGACCCCCGGCUGCUGCUGGACAGCUACGUGAAGAUUGGCGAGGGCUCCACAGGCAUCGUCUGCCUGGCCCGGGAGAAGCACUCGGGCCGCCAGGUGGCCGUCAAGAUGAUGGACCUCAGGAAGCAGCAGCGCAGGGAGCUGCUCUUUAAUGAGGUGGUGAUCAUGCGGGACUACCAGCACGUCAACGUGGUGGAGAUGUACAAGAGCUACCUGGUGGGUGAGGAGCUGUGGGUGCUUAUGGAGUUCCUGCAGGGCGGGGCCCUCACCGACAUCGUCUCCCAAGUCAGGCUGAACGAGGAGCAGAUCGCCACAGUGUGUGAGGCCGUGCUGCAGGCCCUGGCUUACCUGCAUGCCCAGGGUGUCAUCCACCGGGACAUCAAGAGUGACUCCAUCCUGCUGACCCUCGAUGGCAGAGUGAAACUCUCCGACUUCGGAUUUUGUGCUCAGAUCAGCAAAGAUGUCCCUAAGAGGAAGUCCCUGGUGGGAACCCCCUACUGGAUGGCUCCUGAAGUGAUCUCCAGGUCUUUGUAUGCGACCGAGGUGGAUAUCUGGUCUCUGGGCAUCAUGGUGAUUGAGAUGGUGGACGGGGAGCCACCGUACUUCAGCGACUCACCAGUGCAAGCCAUGAAGAGGCUCCGGGACAGCCCUCCACCCAAGCUGAAAAACUCUCACAAGGUGUCCCCCGUGCUGCGAGACUUCCUGGAACGGAUGCUGGUACGCGACCCCCAGGAGAGGGCCACCGCCCAGGAGCUCCUGGACCACCCCUUCCUGCUGCAGACGGGGCUGCCCGAGUGCCUGGUGCCCCUGAUCCAGCUCUACCGCAAGCAGACCUCUGCCUGCUGAGCCCACCCACAGAGUGCGCCUGCCGCCUGCACCCACAGGCAGGGGACAGUGGGCAGCCAGCCUGCCAGCAGGGCCUGCCUGCCUCAUUCUCUCAGUAUUCUCUCCAAAGAUUGAAUGUGAAGUCCCAUCCCCGCCCUCCUGCCCUUCAGCCCACUGGGCCAGGCCGGACCUGCCCUCUCGGUCUCUCUCCCUCCCCAGUGAGUCCCCAGUUGCCUUUGGGAUGAUGAAGACCCUUCUGCAGGAUGCCCCUUUGUUAUUUGCACAGGGAUAUUUCUAAGAAAUGCAGAGACCAGCCCUCCUGGCCACUGCAGCCAACACAGCAGAAAAGGCUGCUGUGAUUUUUAAAGGUAGUUGUACACUAGCAUCCCAGGCCUCCCAAGAGGGCAGCCUGCCUGUCUUCACCAGGAUACGUGCUGUUCUCAGCUCCAAUUCCAAACCCUGGGGUCUUGAGAGGGCCACAGGGAAGGGUUUUAACACCUGAAUCCAUCUUCCGCCCUUGUGUCUGACUUCCUGAAGGCAGGGUCCCACCCACACCUGCUUCCCGACCCACCUGGGCUGACAACACUCUCCCUGCACAGCCUGCCGGAACGGUGAACAGCCCGCUCGUAGGCCAUGGGAGGGGGAGGGGCACUUUCUGGGUGAAAGAGAAAGAAUGGGGUGGGUGGUAGAGGUGGUCUCCCUUUCUAGGAUGUGUGGAUGUGUGUGUGUGUCUGUGUGUGUGUGUGCGCGCGCGUAUGUGUAAGUGGAGGAAGGUCACCCCGACAGCCUGGCUCCCUUCAGGUCACCCACAGGCAGCUUCAGGAAGCCUUUCCCAUCCUCCCUCCCACUAAGUCCUGCUCUGAGGGGACCUGCUUUCUCGGCCUGGCUUCCCACCUCUUAAGUCCUGUGUUUCUACCUGACCGUGAAGAGGUCCGUAUUGAGUCUCGUACCUCCUGCAGGCUUGGCAGCUUUCCGAGUUUCUCCUGCACUGUGCAGUCUGAGAGCCAGAGACCAGAAUGGUGAGGGAACAAACUUUGUUUUACCUGUGGGUGUCAUCUCAAUAACCUGGUCAUCAGGGACCCGUUCUUUUCAAAAUCCAGGUCUGGGGGAGGUGACCCAGCUGCCAGGGUUCCAUCACAUCAAGAGAAUGGGCACCCCAUUUGUGCAAACCAUCUGCCCCCACCGCCUCCUCAGACACCUGGCUCCUUGUCCUCCUUCCCUCCCACCUUCAGGGCUGUGGUGAGGCAGGGAACCCCAGGGAGGAACUACAGGUGCCCAGACCCUCUCUAGAUAAUAUUUUUAGAUUCCUCUGCUCCCUGGUGGCCUGCUUUGGGGCAAAAAAAAAUUUGCCAGGACUUUUUUUAAGGGUCAGAGUUUUAAAAACAAAAGCAUCUUCCCUAGAAACUUUUGUGAAUUGUUUGCACUUGUGCCUGUUUUAAAUUAAACUGAGUGUUCAAAACC
This is a messenger RNA of Equus quagga, 3981 nucleotides long. RefSeq names its product p21 (RAC1) activated kinase 6 (gene PAK6). The record is from RefSeq and is a predicted model, not a curated record. Bases 499 to 2541 code for a protein of 680 amino acids. Lineage: Eukaryota; Metazoa; Chordata; Mammalia; Perissodactyla; Equidae. The transcript is spliced from 11 exons. Gene Ontology annotation, molecular function: protein serine/threonine kinase activity; ATP binding. Gene Ontology annotation, biological process: intracellular signal transduction; protein phosphorylation; regulation of MAPK cascade. Gene Ontology annotation, cellular component: cytoplasm.